GUUUCUUUUUUGUACUAAUGUAACGGUCAUCGAGACGAUUCAAUGUUGGCUGUUCAACGAAUAAAGUUAUCAUACACAAGUGCUUUAAUAAGUACCUUAUUAUUUAGUUUAGUAUAAGUUUAUUAAGUGUAUUAUAUUAUGGAAAAGGUGGAGGAAUUUUUACAAGACAUAGGUAUCGGUUUGAGACCUGUAAACGACCUAUUUUUUGAAGAUUCAUACCGAGUUUGUAAGAUUUUCCAGCGGAAAGGUGUCAUUGUUGAAGAUGACGAAGAAUUAUGUCACGACUUCAUAAAACAAUUCUCAUGUUUCGUCACUGGCUGUGAUGCCACAUUCAAAACUUUAGUAGAGUAUGAAAUACACUACAAUAGUAGUCAUCGGUACGUUUGUGCAGAGUGCAGAAAAUUUUUGCCAAAUCCGAGAUUGUUGGAUAUUCAUCUUCAAGAAAAUCAUGACAGUUUUUUCCAAGUUCUAUCUGAGAAACAGCCAAUGUAUCAAUGUUAUCUUUCUGAAUGCGACGUCAAAAGUAAAAAUGCAAUAGAAAGAAGGGAACACUGUAUAAAAGUCCACAAGUUCCCAAAAAAUUUCCGUUACGACAAUGCUUUUCAUUCUAUAAGAAACGAGCCAAAAGACAAAAUGGAUGUCGAGGAGCCAGAAAACGAAAAGGAACAGCCAAAACAAAAGAGGGUUCAAUUGAAUAAAAAUCAGAAAACUAAGAUGUUCCCUCCUUCUUCAGCAAAGCCUACUAUCCCAGUGAAUUUUAAUAUUAACGACAGUCACUUACCUAUUGCAUAUCCUAGUAAAAGUUCAUCGUCUUUAGUUUUCGUUCCUAGACAGGUGCAGAGGUCAUAUACGAAGGCACUUACAAAAAAUCAGAGUAGCGAAAAGAAUGUUUUGGAAACAGAAAAUAUGAUGGACUUGGCCGUGUCAUUGCCUACAUGAGACUAUUGAUUAAAAUACUGACGAAACGUGAGGGUGAAAGUGAUUUUACAAGGAACAUUUAUUAAAAACAUAUCUUAAAUACGCAACAAUGUAUUACACAAAAUAGUUUAAGGUGUUCCUGUACUAUAUAGCUUUAUCAUUCUCUUUAUUGACUCUGUUCGUUGAAAAUACGCAACAAUGUAUGUACAGAAUAGCUCGAGGUAUUUAUGCACUAUAAAACUACAUCUUUUUCGUCAUUGAUUCUUCAUCCAAUAAGCAUGUCUAUUUCAAUAAAUUCGUUUAAUCAGUG
Molecule: messenger RNA, 1228 nt
Organism: Megalopta genalis
Lineage: Eukaryota; Metazoa; Arthropoda; Insecta; Hymenoptera; Halictidae
Product: zinc finger protein 511 lethal (2) k10201
Source: RefSeq, a predicted model, not a curated record